CUGCUAACAUGCCGCAUUGUGACUGCUGCUGUCAAAUUGACGUUUGCUCGCUGCGCCUCUCUUUCGCUCUUUCUUCUUCGAGUGUUCGCCAUACAAGAUGACGAAGGGUACCUCGAGCUUUGGUAAACGCCACAAUAAGACGCACACUUUGUGCCGUCGCUGUGGACGUUCCUCCUACCACAUCCAGAAGUCCACUUGCGCCCAGUGCGGUUAUCCCGCCGCCAAGUUGCGUUCGUACAACUGGUCCGUCAAGGCCAAGAGGAGGAAGACCACUGGCACCGGCCGCAUGAGCCACUUGAAGGUGGUGCGCCGUCGUUUCCGCAACGGUUUCCGUGAGGGAACACAGGCCAAACCCAAGAAGGCCCAGACCGGCAAAUAAGCCCUGAAAUCAUUAUCAUUUAUUUUUGGCAUCAUCAACAACAGCAACAACAACAAUUAACAUCUCCAGCAGUCGCCGUUGCAGUUACAACAAAAUCAAAUCAAAUGAUGUGAAAUGAGAAAUGAAAUAUGCUUAUGCACUUGUGGCACGAGCUAAUAAAUUAACUUUUUUUUGAUUAAGUGAA
Messenger RNA from Drosophila innubila, 563 nucleotides. It is a transcript of the gene RpL37a, whose product is annotated as probable 60S ribosomal protein L37-A. The record is from RefSeq and is a predicted model, not a curated record. Gene Ontology annotation, molecular function: RNA binding; structural constituent of ribosome. Gene Ontology annotation, cellular component: ribosome; cytosolic large ribosomal subunit. Gene Ontology annotation, biological process: translation. Bases 98 to 379 code for a protein of 93 amino acids. Lineage: Eukaryota; Metazoa; Arthropoda; Insecta; Diptera; Drosophilidae. The transcript is spliced from 3 exons.